Perognathus longimembris pacificus (Pacific pocket mouse) is the source of this 2505-nucleotide messenger RNA. RefSeq names its product zinc finger protein 25 (gene Znf25). NCBI's taxonomy places the organism in Eukaryota, Metazoa, Chordata, Mammalia, Rodentia, Heteromyidae. Gene Ontology annotation, biological process: regulation of DNA-templated transcription. The transcript has 6 exons. Bases 408 to 1778 code for a protein of 456 amino acids. The record is from RefSeq and is a predicted model, not a curated record.
CCCCAUGCUGGACCCCUGUCGGGAGCCACCCUGAGGAACGUGGAGCCGCGAGUGGAAUCCAGUGGAUUCCUCCCGAUUUCGUUGGCUGAGCCCAAGCUCCGGUGCGGAUGGCAGGUUCAUCUAGGGGGGCUCAGCCACCGGUGAAUAUGACUGGAAUACCUUGCAAGAAAGUCCUUGGCUGUGUCCAGUACAGCGGUGGACGUCAGAAGUGAGGAGGAAAUCAGUGACGGUGAGCUGCUUUCAGGACUGCAAAGGGUACAGCUGGGUACCCCCCUCACCUCCUUCACGCUACGCGUACCAAGGCAGUAAUUCCUGGAGCUGCAACAUAUGAUCUGUUACAACUCCCCUCCAAUUUUUCCUACUCUGUCUUCAUAGUUUCUACUCUUCCCCUGAGAGAAGCAUAAAAAAUGAAAAAGUUCAAGGGACCUGUGACAUUAAAGGAUAUUACUGUGGAAUUCAGCAAAGAGGAGUGGAAAUUAUUGACUCGUACUCAGAAGACCCUUUACAAGAAUGUUAUGCUGGACAACUACAAUCUCCUGGUCUCUGUGGGUUACCGUGUGAGUAAGCCAACUGUAAUCCUUAAACUGAAGCAAGGGAAAGCGCCAUGGAGCUUAGAAGUUGAAUGUCCACGUCGAAAGUGCCCUGAAAACCUAAAGAACAUUCAGAACCUUGGGGCAAGAUCCCAGAAAAGCCAAGCUGGAAAUUCAAGGAGUAGAGAACCUGCAAGACCUCAGCAAACCCCGAAGCGACAGGAGAGCUAUGACUGCAGUGAAUGUGGGAAGUCCUUCUGUACAAAGUCUGCCCUCACAGUGCACCAGCAGACACACUCCACGGACACGGUCUACGAAUGUGAGAAAUGCAGAAAGUCCUUCUCCAAAAAUGAGGACCUAACAAAACACCAGAAAGCUCACACCAGAGACAAAACAUAUGAAUGCAAAGAAUGCAAGAGCAUUUUCUACCACCUGUCAUCACUCAGUCGACAUCUGAGAACCCAUGCCGGAGAGAAACCCUAUGAGUGUAAGCAGUGUGAGAAGUCUUUCUACCAGAAGCCACACCUCAUGGAACAUCAGAAAACUCACACAGGAGAGAAGCCCUUCAAAUGUACUGAAUGUGGGAAGUUCUUCUACAUGAAAGCAUACCUCCUAGUUCAUCAGAAAACACACACGGGGGAGAAACCCUUUCAGUGCAAGGAGUGUGGCAACUUCUUUUCCCAGAAGUCACACCUCACAGUGCAUCAGAGAUCACACACAGGGGAGAAGCCCUACAAAUGUAAGGAGUGUGGAAAACUCUUCUCCAGGAAUUCCCACCUCAAAACCCAUCAGAGAACUCACACAGGAGAGAAGCCAUAUGAGUGUAAGGAGUGCAAGAAAUGCUUCUACCAGAAGUCAGCCCUCACAGUGCACCAGAGAACUCACACAGGGGAGAAGCCCUUUGAAUGUAGCAAGUGUGGGAAACACUUCUAUUAUAAGUCAGAUCUCACUAAACAUGAGAGGAAACACACGGGGGAGAAGCCCUAUGAAUGUGAAGAGUGUGGGAAGUGCUUCGCUGUGAAUUCAGUCCUCAGACUCCAUCAGAGGACUCACACGGGAGAGAAGCCCUAUGAAUGCGAAGAGUGUGGGAAGUGCUUUUCUCAGAGGUCACACUUCAUCAUUCACCAGAGGAAACACACUGGGGAAAAGCCCUACGAGUGUCAAGAAUGUGGGGACACCUUCAUCCAGAAGUCACAGCUCAGUGCACAUCGGAAAACACAUGCACAGAAGGGAAGAGCAGACAAAUAGGGUGUCUGCAAGCUUCUGUCUGAAUUCACCCAGCAGAAGGAUCAGGUUAUUUGCGUCAUGAGAAUCGUCAAGAAGGGCAAGUUCUCAGUUAUAACUUUUCCAUACAGAAUAUCAACCAAUGCAGAUAAAUUGUCUAAAUUUAUUAGGAAGAUCUUUUCAUCACAGGGUAAAUUUUACAAAGUACCAGACAACGUAGAUAGCACACAGCAGAGAAUUCCUGUUAGUAAAAUGACAGCCAAGAAGUUUUGUGUGGAGUCAUCCAGCACUAGAAUGUCUGAAAGUACACCUGCAUGAGGAAGUCCUGUGAAUAGCCCUGAGGGGGCAGACCCAUUGAACACAGUGGCACUCAUAACAGAAAACUGCAGAGAUUGUGACACAUAGAUGCUUUUUAUCAUACCUGAUGUUCAUGAAAGCCCCAUCAUUAAUUGUUGCACAAUACCUUUAUAGAUAUUUUAAAUAUUUGAAAGAUGGUAAACAAAAAUUCAAAGACUUUGUAGGAGAAAAGCACUUAUAAGUCAUGUUGCAUAUUCCAAUGUGGGUUUUUUUCUUUUAAAAGAAAUAUGCAGUGGGACAUGGUGGUACAUUCUUCCUGGAUGCAAGAGGAUUGCAAGUUCAAGCCAUCCUGGGCAGAGUCAGCAAGAGCGUACUUCAAAAUCAGUAACCUAGGGGCUAGUGGUAUGGUGCUUGCCAUGCAAGAAUGAAGCCCUGGAUUUAAUUUAAUAGGAAG